Molecule: messenger RNA, 1530 nt
Organism: Parasteatoda tepidariorum (common house spider)
Lineage: Eukaryota; Metazoa; Arthropoda; Arachnida; Araneae; Theridiidae
Product: zinc finger MYM-type protein 1-like
Source: RefSeq, a predicted model, not a curated record
AUGCAGGGAGCAUUUUGGAAAGUAUGCGUUCUUCUUGGAAAAAAGGAAGGUGGUCGUGGCAGUCAAGAACUUGGAGCCUUUGUUAGUAAGCCCUUUAUAAAUUGGAAGUCCGCUUUAGAAGCCUUUGAUCAUCAUGCAAACGCAAAAUAUCAUAAAUUUGCUAUCGAGCAGGCAGCAAAUUUUGUAAAGGUAGCGGAAGGCAAAGUGGUUGAUGUUGCCGAAUCAGUCAAUGUGGAAAACAGCAAAAUUGCUCAAGAAAACAGGAAAAGAUUAAAAGCCAUCGUAGAAACGAUUCUUUUAUGCGGAAGACAAGAACUCGCUUUAAGGGGAAGCUGUGACUCUGGUGAAAUUGGAAAAAAUGACCCCGCUCAUAAUGAUGGAAACUUUAGAGCACUGCUUCGUGCUCGCUCUGGCGAUGAGGUACUUAAGAAGCAUUUACUAACACAAUCAAUACACAGUCGAGCCAUGUAUACCUCAUCACAGAUUCAAAAUGAAAUAAUUGAACUAUCCGGUAAGACAAUUCAAGAUAAACUCUUAGAAAGGGUAAAAAAGGCAGGCUAUUUCAGUGUACUAGCUGAUGAAACACAAGAUAUAUCACGACGAGAACAAAUAGCUUUGUGUGUGCGAUACGUAGACUGUUCAUCUGGAAAAGCAGUUAUCCGGGAAGAUUUUGUUGAAUUUAUAAGCGUAGAAGAUGUUUCUGCUCAAGCAUUAGCAACGACCAUAAUAACACAUCUUGUAUCCUAUAAUUUAGAUAUGUAUAAAUUUAUAGGGCAAGGAUAUGAUGGCGCUGCAGAGAUGAGUGGUCGAUUACGAGGUGUGAGAACAAUAAUCGCAGAGCAGUAUCCAAAAGCGCAAUUCGUGCAUUGCGUGGCUCAUGUACUGAACUUAGUAUUAGUUCAUUCAUGUGAAGUACCUAUGAUAAGGAACUGUCUAGGAACUAUAAAAUCCGUAAUCAACUUCUUCCGACAAUCUCCACUACGGGAUGGUCAAUUAAAGAAAAUUGCCGAUGAAAACAACUUUGAACAUUCCACCCUUAUCGGUCUUUGUGAAACACGUUGGACAGAAAAACAUGUAGCUGUCGAAAGGUUCGCAGAAAUGCUACCCGUUGCACGUGCAACGCUUGAGACACUUCAAAGCACUGGUCUUUCAGACGUCGCCACACAAGCUUUUCAGCUGCAGACAGCUGUGGACAAUAGCCAAUUUAUAGUAUCUUUGGUCAUACUCAGAAAAGUAUUUUCGUAUUUGAUUAAGGUGAUGCAGAAGGUGAAUGUUGAUUUAAUAGCCACUUGGAGUUAUGCGAAAACUGUCAGUACAACCAUAGGAAGCAUUAGAAACGAGACACAAUUCUCCAUACUUUUCGAGGAAGCAAAGAGAAUGAGCUCGAACGAAAUAGUUGUCCCAAGAAUGGCCGCAAGAGCGUCCCAACGCAACAAUGUACCUGGAGAAACUGCCGAAAUUUACUAUCGGCGAAAUGUGUUUUAUCCGUUUAUAUACCGUGUGGUAACCGAACUAGGCGCAAAAGAUUAA